Manis pentadactyla (Chinese pangolin) is the source of this 939-nucleotide messenger RNA. RefSeq names its product olfactory receptor 8S1-like. Gene Ontology annotation, biological process: G protein-coupled receptor signaling pathway. The coding region runs from base 1 to 939 and encodes 312 amino acids. The transcript has a single exon. Gene Ontology annotation, cellular component: membrane. NCBI's taxonomy places the organism in Eukaryota, Metazoa, Chordata, Mammalia, Pholidota, Manidae. Gene Ontology annotation, molecular function: olfactory receptor activity; G protein-coupled receptor activity. The record is from RefSeq and is a predicted model, not a curated record.
AUGACCUUGAGGAACCACAGCACCAUCUCCAAGUUUGUUCUCACGGGGCUGUCUGACGACCCCCACUUCCAGUCCCUGCUCUUUGUGCUCUUCCUGGGGAUUUACCUCCUGACCCUGAUGGGGAACCUGAUGCUGCUGCUGCUGAUCAGGGCCGAUUCCUGCCUCCACACGCCCAUGUACUUCUUCCUGAGCAAUCUGUCAUUCCUGGACCUCUGCUUCUCCUCUGUCACUGUGCCAAAGCUGCUGAAGGACCUGCUGUCAGAGAAGAAAACCAUCUCAGUGGAGGGCUGCCUGGCCCAGGUCUUCUUUGUGUUUCUCACUGCAGGAAAUGAAGCCUGCCUGCUCUCAGUGAUGGCCUAUGACCGCUAUGCCGCCAUCUGCCACCCUCUGCUCUAUGGCCAGGUGAUGAGCAACCAGCUCUGUGUGAGGCUGGUGUGGGGCUCCUGGAGCCUGGCCUCUCUCAAUGCACUUGUCAUAGUGCUCUUGGGUGUUGACCUUGACUUCUGUGAUGCCCACACCAUCCACCACUACACCUGUGAGCUGCCCUCCCUCUUCCCUCUGUCUUGCUCUGCUGUAUCUAUGAAUGUCAGCAUCUUGUCCUUCUCUACUCUACUACUAGGGCUUGGAAACUUCCUCCCAAUCUUCUUUUCCUAUGCCCGUAUAAUACGCAACAUCCUGAACAUGAGCUCCACCACAGGCAGGAGCAAGGCCUUCUCCACCUGCUCCUCCCACCUCAUUGCAGUGAUCCUGUUCUUUGGCUCGGGUUUGAUCCGCUAUCUCCUGCCUCCCUCUAGUUCCUGCCUCGAUUUGCUCUCUUCUCUGCAGUACAGUGUGGUCACACCCAUGCUGAAUCCCCUCAUCUACAGCCUCAAGAAUAAGGAGGUAAAGACAGCUGUGAGAAGAUCAUUGGAGAAAUAUUUGCAAUACCUUAGGUGGUGA